AUGUGCCGAGAACGAAAAGUCGAUCAAAGUCAAGUUGAUAAUACAGCCACUGAUCAAUACAAUCAAUUAAUUGAACAACUCCAGAGUGAAUUAAAUGAAUUACUUGAAACAACUACUCAUUUACAAGAAGAAAGUGAACGUCUGGAACGAGAGGCACGUAAAUUAAUCGAUGAAAAUAUUCAAGUACAAAUUGAAGCACGCUUACUAAAAGAGAGAUAUCGUCACCGACGACGACGACGACGAAAUCUAUUAUCUAUAAGAAAAAAGCGAUUAAAUUUUAGUCAAUUAAAACAAGAACUACAGCGGGAACGACAAAGUUUUCUGCGUUUUGAACGUCGACUACGUGCUAAAUAUGAACAACCACUACAUCAAAUUGUUGCAACCUCAACAAUAACUCAACAACCACGUCGUUGUCGUCGAAUUCGAUCGAUGCCAUCGGAAUCCAUUGAUUAA
Molecule: messenger RNA, 453 nt
Organism: Rotaria socialis
Lineage: Eukaryota; Metazoa; Rotifera; Eurotatoria; Philodinida; Philodinidae
Source: the annotation of a GenBank genome assembly